AUGAUCGAAGCCUAUUUUAAUGAAAAUCGGAUAAAAAGUGAAGAAAGUAAAUAUGAACACAUAUUAUCAUUUCUGGACAAACGAUUAGCUAGAAAAGUCGAAGACAUCAUAAUUAAUCCGCCGCCGGUCGACCCAUACACAAAGUUAAAAACUAAGGUAAUUAGACGGCAAUCGCUUUCGGAAGACAAAAAAAUUAGACGAUUCCUGCAACACGAAGAAUUAGGAGAACAUGAGCCAUCGCAAUUCCUAAGACAUUUAGAGUCGUUAGCCGGCACAACAAUUGAUCAAGUAUUUCUAAAAACGCUUUGGCUUCAAAAAUUGCUUACCUUCACGCAACAGGUCUUGAAAGCACAUCAAUCAAUGAGUGUUGAGGACUUAGCCGCUAUAGCCGACAGCAGCGAAGUCACCAGUGCACCUGUGGGACCGAGAUUAAACAACCUACAAACGACAUUGCAUUAUUAUCACAACGUAUUGAAGACUUCACGAAAACUAUGA
Molecule: messenger RNA, 495 nt
Organism: Ctenocephalides felis (cat flea)
Lineage: Eukaryota; Metazoa; Arthropoda; Insecta; Siphonaptera; Pulicidae
Exons: 1
Coding region: 1-495 (164 amino acids)
Source: RefSeq, a predicted model, not a curated record